ACGAAUUUGAUUGAAUUCGUGCAAUUCAUGAUAUCGCGUUAUUAAUUCUAAAAGGAUUUACAUUUUAUACGCCCUUUUGGCUUUACACUGAAAAAAAUUUGUGGAGUGAACGCAGAUUAAAUCUGGAGUGACUGUGGGCCGGAUGACUGUAUUUUAUUUGAUUCCCUUGGAGUGAAAUUCACUCCGAACUGAAGUUUAUUUCAAUAUUAAAACUCCGAAUCGGAGUGAAUUCGGAUUUAAAUAAUAUCCAGAUCACUCCGAAUUCACUCCCGAUUUUUACAGUAUCAGGAGCUUACUAAAGCCAAAAGGGCGUACGAUUUUUUUUUCAUUGCCAAUCGUUUGGUAGACUUAUUUUAAAGCUAAAAAAAAAAUUUCAAAAGCCUAAUGAUAAAAUAUCAAAUUGAAUUGAUAAUUCAAUUCAAUUUAUACGAAUCAAACUCACUAGAGGUCUUUGAGUCCGGUAUUAUGCAAUAUAAAUCGUAUUGCAACUACCAUAAGGGCGCGUAAACAAUUUUUUUUACUUAACGAUGUAUUUUUUAUUUAAAAGUAUGAAAAUAAAAAUUUUACGCGUAUUGAAAUUUUUUAUUCGCCUUUAGGGCUCACGGUAUCUAUCCCAAGAACCAUAAGGGCGAAAAAAAAAUGUUGAAUGAGUAGAGUUUGUACAAAAAUUUUUUUUAAGACUUUCUUUUGGCGAUAUAAGUCAAGGAGUAUUUGUUUCCAAAUGACUAAAAUAAUAAUUUUUUUUUUCUUUAUGUUGAGUACGACAUCACGUCAGCAUUAUUUUGCUUGAAUACUUUCGUGGAAGCCAUCCAUCAGAAAACAUCCGGUCAUUAAUUUUGCUUCGCCGGGUAAUAGUUUUUUUAUCUAGAUUUUUUGUAAUAUUUAAAACAUCAUCAAAUUUUUAUAAAGUUACAAUAACUGUAUUGAUAAUACGUCAUUCCAGGACAUAAAACUUAGUGAGUUUGACCAAAUAAAAAACGCUUAACAUUCAGAAGUACUCCAAGAGUAAUGGGAUAUCUACUUGUCUUUUUACAGAAGCGGAUAAAAAAAAUUAAAGAACAUAAAAAAUCUAACAAAAAAUGGAAACCAAAUUUAUGGAUUUUAAUUUAAAAGAAAUUUUAAAAAAUGUUACACCCGAAAAAAAAAUAGCUAUUCGAGGUAAGUUUAGCAAUGGGAGUAAAGAUACCAAUGAGAGUGAAGAUACGUUAGUUGUCCUCGAAAGAAAACUCGAAGAAAGCAAAUUCUCGGGUGAUCUCUCAUUACUUAAAAAAAAAUUUUUUACCAAUCCGAUCAGUGCUGAAAAAGUAUUUAACAACGAUUGUUUGGAAAAAUAUCAUUUAUCCCUGGAUGGCGAAUCUGAUUUUACAACUAUGACUGUAAGAAAUCCUGCCUCACGUAAGCAUAUUGAACAGUUUAAAGAACCAAAGUUUUUUCUAAUUGAAGAGACUCCAGAGCUUUAUGAAGAAGUAACUCUUCCUGUGAUAAAAAAAAAACCGAAAAAACAUAAAAAGUGGAUUUACGAUAUACUAGAAGGAAAAGCAGAAGUUGAUCGAGUGAUUUUUAAUGACAACGAUGAAAAAACAGGAUUUGUGUUGAUAAAAGAUUCGGAUUGGCUGGACGAUGACAAAGAAAAUCUGAAUCUUCUUGCAAUCGCUAGAAAUGAUUUGAAGUCAAUUAGGGAAUUAAAUGGAACUCAUCUUCCUUUAUUGAAAAAUAUUAAAGAAGCUGGCUCUAAAGCUAUUAAAGAAAAGUACGGGAUACCAGCUGAAAAUUUAAGGAUAUGUUUUCAUUAUCUGCCAUCUUCUUAUCAUCUUCAUGUUCACUUCGCUCACUUUACUGCAGAUAAUACAGAGAGAGUAGUAGAUCGUAUACAUCUGUUGGCUAGAGUGAUCAAUAACAUUGAAUUGAUGCCGGAUUACUAUCAAAAAGCUACUUUAACAAUUCGUCAUUGUAAGGAUAAGACUUACAAACCGUAUCAAGAUUAUCUUAAGAAAAAGAAAGCAACGUAAAAAAAUAAACGCCGACAAAGACGACGGCCCGUCCAAACGUAAAAAAUUAUCAAAAUAAAUUCACUCAUAUUUUUUUUAAUUAGAUUGUGACUACAGAAUGAUAUUAAAAGUAGUAGACAUCAGACUAUAUUUUUAUUUUUAUUUUAUUUAUUUUAUUAUAAACAAGUUACUUGUCAGUAAAAUACUAUUUUUAGUUCAUGUACAAAAAGAUUUUUUUAAGUUUUUGAUAUGCAAUUUAUAAAAGUUUUUUCUAUAAACAUUAUUUGUUCAUAUAAAAUAAAUGAAUUUUUUUUAAUGUCUGCUAUUAUUUUAAGCCCGUUACUAAUAAAAUAAUAAUUCUUUGGAAAAAAAUGUAUAUGAAAAAAAAAUAAUAAAUGAUUCAUUGACUUUUGUUUCUGAACAUUUUUUCUAUUAAUGCAGAAUUGGUAUUCAAAUUUUUUUAAAUUUAAUGUCACUAUUCUGUAAUUAUAUUUGUUACUAAAACUUAAAAAUUCCCUUAGCUGUUCCGCUAUUGGGAUCAUUACCCCGUGGAGGAUUUUUUCAAAAACAAAAUCUGUUAAUAAAUAA
Molecule: messenger RNA, 2576 nt
Organism: Microplitis mediator
Lineage: Eukaryota; Metazoa; Arthropoda; Insecta; Hymenoptera; Braconidae
Product: m7GpppX diphosphatase-like
Exons: 4
Coding region: 1080-2009 (309 amino acids)
Biological process (GO): deadenylation-dependent decapping of nuclear-transcribed mRNA
Cellular component (GO): P-body; nucleus
Molecular function (GO): RNA 7-methylguanosine cap binding; hydrolase activity
Source: RefSeq, a predicted model, not a curated record